Molecule: messenger RNA, 1647 nt
Organism: Kalmanozyma brasiliensis GHG001
Lineage: Eukaryota; Fungi; Basidiomycota; Ustilaginomycetes; Ustilaginales
Product: Clathrin adaptor, mu subunit, C-terminal
Exons: 1
Coding region: 1-1647 (548 amino acids)
Biological process (GO): endoplasmic reticulum to Golgi vesicle-mediated transport; retrograde vesicle-mediated transport, Golgi to endoplasmic reticulum; Golgi localization
Cellular component (GO): COPI vesicle coat; cytosol
Source: RefSeq, a predicted model, not a curated record
AUGGUCAUUCUCGCCGCUUCCGUCUCUACACGAGGCGGUAAGCCCGUCAUCAGCCGUCAAUUCCGUGACAUGCCAAGAUCGCGCAUCGAAGGCCUGCUCGCAUCCUUUCCAAAACUCAUCUCCGCCGGCUCGCAGCACACUUCGGUCGAGACCGAUGCCGUCCGCUUCGUAUACCAGCCGCUCGAGGACCUCUACAUGAUCCUCAUCACCAAUAAAAACUCCAACAUCCUCCAAGACAUCGAAACGCUCCACCUCUUCGCCCGCGUCACGUCCGACAUUUGCAGAUCGCUCGACGAGAGCUCGGUUCUUCGAUACUCCUUCGAGCUCCUAGGUGCGUUCGACGAGAUCGUCUCUCUCGGCUACAGGGAGAAUGUGAAUCUCACGCAGGUCAGGUCAAUCCUCGAGAUGGAGUCGCAUGAAGAGAAGAUCCAGGAGAUCAUCGAGAGGAACAAGGAGAUGGAAGCCAAGGAGGAGCUCAAGCGUCGCGCAAAGCAGCUCGAGAUGCAGCGCAGGGACGCCGCUCGUCGUGGGCAGAUGGGCGGGAACUCUGGCGGGUUCGGCCAGUCGGGCGGAUUUAGCUCGAAUCGCUUCGAGCCACCACCUACGCAGGCGCCUGUACAGACCGGCUUCUCGUCCAGUUCCACACCCGCUGCCAAGCCGUUCAAGGGCAAAGGCAUGCAGCUGGGCAAGAAGUCCAAGGGUGCCGACCUGCUCGGCGCCAUGGGCGGCGAUCUGGCUGCUGCGGCCGCCGCGGCGGAUGAAGAGCUCACCGCUGCUGCCAACGCCGCCUCCGCUUCGCUGGCUGCUGCAGCUUCGGCCCCGUCAGCGCGUGCACCAGCAGCGACACCAGCCGCCGUCGACCCGCUCGACCUCCUCGAGCCCGUCCACCAAGAGCCCGUUCACAUCGUCAUCAAGGAGCGCAUUUCCAUCUCAGGCAACCGCGAUGGCGGUCUCGAGUCGCUCGAGAUCAAAGGCGACCUUCUUCUCAAGAUCACCGACCCGUCUCUCGCCAAGGUGCGCGUCCAGCUCUCUCCACCGGAUGCCGACAACCUCGUCCUCUCCGCUGGCGACUUGCAGUUCAAGACGAACCCUCAAGUGGACAAAGCGGCGUGGACAUCGGAUCGGGUGAUUGCGCCACGCGACGCACGCAAGCCGUUCCCAGUCAACCAGUCGCUCGGCGUCCUCCGCUGGCGUAUGGUGACCAAGGACGAAACGGCUUUGCCGCUGAGCAUCAACUGCUGGCCUUCACCCAACGGCGAAGGCGGUUGCGAUGUUUCCAUCGAGUACGAGCUCGAGAACGAGACUCUCGGUGAAUUGCGGAGCGUCAUCAUCGCCAUCCCUCUUCCGGAAGGGUCCGUGCCAUCCGUCGAAUGCCCCGAAGGAAGCUGGGCGGUCAACGACGAGACUAACAAUCUCGAAUGGUCCCUCGAGAGUAUCAGUGGCAGCAACAAAUCGGGCAGUCUCGAGUUCAGCAUCACGGAAGGCGCAGACAACGUGGACGUGUUCUUCCCCGUCGUGGUCGACUUCGUCUGCGAAAAGACCCUGUGCAAUGUCACGGUCGCAGAUGUGGUGCUGACGGACACCAGCAGCCCGACAAAGUUCUCCCAACAGUCGGUGCUCAGCGCCGAGACGUAUGUCAUCAACUGA